Siniperca chuatsi (mandarin fish) is the source of this 2674-nucleotide messenger RNA. It is a transcript of the gene rundc3b, whose product is annotated as RUN domain containing 3b. The transcript is spliced from 11 exons. Bases 178 to 1527 code for a protein of 449 amino acids. Lineage: Eukaryota; Metazoa; Chordata; Actinopteri; Centrarchiformes; Sinipercidae. The record is from RefSeq and is a predicted model, not a curated record.
UCCUUUAACACUAGACUUGACGCAGGUUUCUGUUAGUCUGUGGUUCAGCCCCAUCUUCAGCUGAGCGGCGUGUGCUCCUCCGGGGUGACGGAGACAGCUGGUCCUGCCCUGCUGCAGAGGAGCUAAGCGGGGGGACUGCGCACCGCCUCCGGCCGCAGCCACAGACACGGGCCGGGGAUGGCGUCGCCUUGCGUGGGGAUGCAUCUCAUCCGCAAGCGGGGAGCAGGCAGGAGCACCGCGGUGGAGAGGAGGAACCUGCUCACGGUGUGCCGGUUUUCAGUGAAGACUUUGCUGGACCGCUCAUGUUUUGAGACAAUAGAUGACUCGUCUCCAGAGUUCGUUAACUUUGUUUCCAUCCUGGAGCACAUCCUCAGCCAUCGACUCAAAGGUCAGACAACUUGGUUUGGCUAUGAGAGUCCUCGGAGUUUCUGGGAUUACAUAAAAGCUGCCUGCAGUAAAGUCCCUCAUAAUUGCAUCCGGAGCAUCGAGAGCAUGGAGAAUGUGCGAUUAUCGAGAGCUAAAGGCAGAGCGUGGAUCAGAGUGGUCCUGAUGGAGAAAAGAUUAUCAGAAUACAUCUCAUCUGCACUGAGGGACUUCAAAACGACCAGGAGGUUUUACGAGGACGGAGCGAUCAUGCUGGGAGAGGAGGCAGGGCUGUUAGCAGACACACUCAUCGGACUCAACACUAUCGACUUCAGCUUCUGUCUGAAAGGAGAGGGUGUAGAUGGCAGCUGCCCCGCCGUGAUCGACUACACGCCUUACCUGAAGUUCACCCAGAGCGCGGGCAGCAUCAGCAGUGACGAGGAGGAGAUGAGGACUCUGGGGAGCAGCGGCAGUGAAAGCAGCACUCCCGACAAAAUGGCCACCGCCGCCUCCAUCUUCACCGAGCAGAGCACCUUGGUCAGCAAGUGCAAGCGCUUUGAGCAGAAGUAUCGCAUGGCGCUGGAGCAGAAGGGUUACCUGGAAGAGCUGGUCCGUCUACGAGAAGCCCAGCUGUCAGAGGCUGUGUCUCAUAACAAAGCUCUUCAGCAGAGCCUAGCAGACACACACCUCUCCCACACACUGGAGAAAGAACAGCUUGAGUACAUCAUACUGGAACUACAGGACCAACUGACAGUGAUGAAGAACAAUGAUUUGCGGUCCAGACAAGAAUUGACAGCCCAUCUGACCAAUCAGUGGCCGUCUCCUGUCGCCUUGGAUGCCAACGCCGUUGCCUUGGACACGCUGCUGUACAGGAAGAGCACGGGACAGUGGGAGGAGAAGAGUUUCCAGAGUCUGGAGCAGCUGUCUGCAAACAUGAGCCUCUCCCAGACUUCUCUCGAGCCGUCACACACGCUGAGUCUGGAGGCCAGGUCGGCCAGCACACACUGGCCCCACCAAGGUAAAGAGGAAACUCCGUCUCUAAGAGGUCUGUGUGGCUCCCUGACCUCAGUCGCCAGCUACAAGUCUCUGGCCAGCCUGAAGUCCAGUGAGUGUUUGGCCAGUUCUGCAGCAGAGAUCAGCAGCCCAGGCAUCACUCCUUCAUAGGGAAUGUAGAGCUGAACAAACAGAUCACCACCAGGGCCAGACAAUCCAGGAACUUUCUAAGUGUAGGUGAUGUUGACGUGCUGUCUGUAGAAGUUUAUGUUCUGUAUUUGGGGCCCAGAACUUUAACAAAUGGAAGAAAGGUUUGCAGGUUGAGAAUCUGGUGUAGCAUGUUCUUUGAAUUGUGUGAAAACUCAAGAGCAGCUCCAUCAGACCGAAUAAUGUCUUAAUAAUGUACCAUUCAGCUGAAACAACCUCUGACUCUUUAUAGAGGAUCUGCACCUGUAACUUCAUCAAUGUGUUUAAAAUAUUUUGUUUUGUUGGUGUUUUUUAUCUGCAGAGCAUCUGUCACCCCCCCCCCCCCCCACUAGUGUCACUUUACACUAUUGAGAAGACAGUGAUAAGCAAGUAUUUUCACCCCUCGAAAAAGGUUUUCCAGGAGAUUAUAGCAUGCUGAAAAUACUGCAGACUGUGGAGCAGAUCAGAGUUUAGGAGAAACACAGUAAGCCACAGUCAGUGUUUAGUCUUGUCACUACGAAUUAUUUCCUGCAGUUAAAAGGGUCCUUGAACAGUUUUUUAAUCUAGCAAUUUCUUUGAUUUAUGAUGGUGACUGUACUUCCACUUUUGUCAUCGAAGUUUUGCAUAAUGUAGUCUCACAUUUUGUUCUCAGGUGUAAAUGUUCCUGCACCCGUUUUUUAUUUAAUUUAAUCAGUUUUAUGUCGUCAGUGUUGUGCUUAAUGCUGCAUUACAUGAUUUCUUUCUCAGGUAAUGAUCACUGAUUAAUAAUCACCCUUCAGUUCUGGGUUUUCUUUACAGUUCAGCUUUAUCAGAAACAGACUAUUGUUGUUAUUCCCUUUAAAUAUUCCAAUGCAGUAUUCCAAUGGCUGGUUACCACAAAUAAAUAAUUCAUAAAACUCUGAAUAAUGAUCUGUUAUCUUACAAUAGAUAUUUUGAGAAUGAGAAUCAAGUGUAUUUGCAGAGCAUCAGUAUAAUGUAAUUUGUAUUAUUGGUGACUAGCCGUGUACCUCAACACUUAACUCAUGCCUUUAGCUCGUUCCAGCAGUCAUUUGCACAGACGUACAGCAGAUGUUUUAUUGGAUUUGUUUGCCUUUUUAUCAUUUUGAAUAAACUCCUCUUACUCAAACAGUGA